GCAGCGCUAAAGUCUCUUGAACCAACCUCUAUUACGACAGGAUUAAUGACUUCCAUGAUAAACUCAGUUUCUAUUCCGUCUCACGGACCGCCUCACUCCGCUGCUCUCGACUUCCUCACCAAAUCGUCAACUAAUCCAGGCAGUUCCCCAGGAGAGUCUGACUUGCUCAAGGCCAUUCGAGCUACCCUCUCUAGUUCAGGAAACCAAACGACCAACAACGCAUACUACCCUCUCUUUGACGAUGCCAACUCUGAUUCGUGGGUGGAGGACGAGCUGGCGUGGAAUGACCAUAUCGUCAUACUCAGUCGUGGAGGGGUCGUGAAGCGAAAGUGGGACUUUGGUGAUGAUAAUCAGACAAUCCGGUACGCAUGCAUUGCAAAACUCGAGCAGAGCGUCACCAAGCACGAGGGGCACGCACACGGAAGUGCGCACUACACCUCUUCCAAUCCCACCUCUCAAUCUCAGUCUCGCGGAGACGAAACUGUCCCCAAGGCGCCUCUUUUUGGUCCCUUUGCCACUGUCUCGCCGGAAUUGAAGCUCGAAGAACAGCACACACUUGUUCGCGGUGUUUAUAUAUUCCUGCGGAAUAUUGGGCGCAUCUACCUCGAAGAUGGUGCCGAAUACACCUUUUCCCUCCCCUUCCUUGUUCGCCGUGCCUGGCCUCUCCAUCCUCACGGUGUCCUUGUACAACGUACAUUUGAACCAAACGAGAUCGAGGAGGCAGCCGCGACUGGCGAGCCACUUUUGCCAACAAUCUUCUCCAUUGCCAACCCACUCGCGGAACCGUCCACUAUCGGCAUAACCGGAAGCAUCGCGGGUGGAUACCUUGGCGUGGCGCCUUAUCUAGAGGAAGAGCGCAGGGAAUUUGCUCAGCCUCUUACAUCUGUCCCUGCAAAAGAGGAUGUCAUUUGGGUAUCUUCGCAUCUUCCACAUGCCGAAGACAGCCUUGUCGUUACGCUCAACAGCGAUGAACGUGAACUCACGAUCUGGCGGUAUGCAUACAUAAAGCCUAAUGCCGUUCCCCUUCCUCAAGAUCCUAAUCGAGGCAUCGAACGCAAUAACUCUCGCAAGCAGCGGCUGUCCAUGCCAGGGAAUCGCCGGCAGUCGUCUGCCAUGACAGCCGAAGGCAACCUUGGUCAGCGCCCACGCGCGGCCUCGCAACACGAUUCUAUCCUCGAGGAAGAUACGUAUGGUGAUCUUAGAGCGGGCCCACAUCAACCGGUAGGACGCAAGGCCUCUGUGGCACGCACGGAGCUAAGCUUCACCUUGGAUAAGAUGGCCCUUGGGCCGCAUGCCCAAGACGACGCGCUCACGCUCAUCGAGCAUUCGCGCAUGAAGGCGGCAUAUUGGAUGCAGAGCCUGUGUACGUACAAGGUAGAUGGCACACAACCGCUUGAUUGCUCGCAGAUGUCUGUCGCCGCUUUUGAUCAGCGUUUUGACGGCGCAUCGACCCGGACUUCGGUGUGUGUAUGUCCAUUCCCGGGGCUGGGGCUGGUGUUCUCGGUCCUGCGCGAAGAGGUCCGAUCAACGCUUCGAGCUGAGUACACUAUUUCGUUGAGCGUGAAUUCGGUGGCAUCUGUGCUAGCCACUCGACAUAACUCCUGGGAUAUGUUAGCUAUCAACCCUAGUGGACAGACCGUCAUCUACACCCAUGGACUCAACGUACUGCCAGUAAACCAUCGCUUCCCCAAGGCAUCAGCAACUCCCGUCGCAAUCUUAGCUGGAACCAUAGCCUCAAUAACCACAGCGAAGGACGUCUGUGUAUCCUCUGUAACUCUUGCUGCGGGCGACGGCACAGCUCGCAGAGCAUCACUCAAUUUUAUUCCGAAGGAUGAACUGGUUAGAAGGAUAUUACAAGCCCUUUCCUUCAUGCUACCAUCGGAAGUCAUGUUUAGUCUCCAUCACCGCUUCCUUCAAUUAUGGUCGCAACGGCACUACCGCACGGAUUCACGGAUGGAGCUUCAAACUCUGUGCAGCUCGCUCGCCAGUGAAUUCCGCAUCAACUCCGGCUCACCGUCUGCGCCUGGUGUUGACCUUUGGAAUAAACUAUCGCAAUCACCCUCCAUUGCUCAUUUUCGCGAUGACCCCGCUUUAUCCAAGCUGAAGAUGCCGACUCCACCAAAUUCGUUGAACAGCCAUUGGGAAUUUUCUUCUGCGCCGACUCCAGCGACGCAGUCACUACUGGCGGGUGUCCUUUACGCACUACAUAUGGUUGCCGAGGACCUACGGAUGGAUAUUCACCAGCAUGAUACGCUUUGCCAUCUUGCACCUCUCAUAUGCAAUUUGGCGCACAUCAUAAGGCCAGAGUGGGCGGACUACUGGAAGAGACUGUGCCCGACUAUACCAACCCAUUGGACAGCUCCUCUCACUACUUCAACUCAGUACUUGGAUGACCGCAUUCCAGUCGUCGCCCCAGAUAUGUGCGGGGUGCUAUACGGCAGGAUAGGUACUCCAGAGAAGUUUCCUGUCUUUUCUCUCCAGGACAUCGCGACCUCUUUGGGCGUCAAACCGUCGUACGCCUUUGGGCUGGUUGAAAGUCUCCCGAAUCUGCAACAUUUAAUCGCGACGUUCUCGUCGUUGGCUGAAUUGAAGAGCGGAUCCACGCAGAAACGCGCUGAAAGAGCCGUAGAGAUACUGAUCAGUCGGCACGGGUCGGCGCAGCGCGCAGAGAAGUUCCUUAGCCGCCUUCCGCUGGGCGUUGCUGCUCCCCUCAGAGAAGCUGUUCGCACCUGUCAACUUUGUCCUCCUAACAGCUGGGACGCCGACCAUUACGAACUCGUUGGUCGUCGUGAUCUAUCGUACAACAUUGGCCAGACCUCCAUGCGCCUGGAUCGGAACAACAAGCACUUCCCUUCGGCGGAAAAUUAUGCGAACACGCGUAAGCGUACGACAGUGGGCCAGCUUGUUUCACAAGCUAUAUCAGCCGGCGUUGGCGAGGUUGAUGCAGUCACUGGAGUUGAGCUCGAGAAGGAGGGCUUCACCGACAUUCGGUUCGGCCAAGAUAGGAGACUCGACGAAGCGGCGCGGAUGUUCUGUUCGUCGAGCCCUCCGUCCGUGCGCAUUUUUGAGCGCGCCGACCUCAAUGAACAUGACCAAGCAAAGGAACAACAGAUGCAAGUCGUUCGGAUUGCGGAGCGGACGCUGGCUUUGCCAUAUGGCCGUGCAAUGUUCACAUAUGGCUCGGUUCUGAACGUGACUCGUGAAGCUUACUCCAUUCCUAAGCUCGACUUUUCGGUCCGAGUACAACCCCUCAACAUUAUCGCGGUUCCCGAGCCCGGCAAAAUUCCUACAGAUUGCACCAAUUGGGGCGAGUUCCACAACGGUGUCGCAGCAGGCUUGAGAAUUUCUCCGAAGGCAAAGGGUGUGGAAAGCUCUUGGAUCGCCUUCAACAAGCCUUCCGAGCUCACACCCGAACAUGCCGGCUUUUUGUACGCCCUCGGACUUACAGGACACCUCAAGGAGAUGCUCACAUGGCAUACGUUUGGAUACCUCACGCCCAAGCACGACUUGACCUCCAUUGGUGUACUGCUGGGCCUAUCAGCUGCUAAUGUUGGGACCGGCAACCGCCAUGUCACAAAGCUUCUUGCAGUCCAUACUCCUGCACUCUUGCCCACUCAAUCUGUGGACCUGAAUGUUUCUCUCAUGACGCAGGCUGCAGGCUUGGCUGGCGUGGGUCUGCUUUAUCUCGGCACCAAAAAUCGGCGGAUGGCAGAGGUUUGCCUGAACCAGAUCAGCAGGCAAGAUCUUGUGCAGCCCGAUCUGAGCAACGAGCACCGAGAGGCGUACACAUAUGCGGCCGGCUUGGCGUUCGGUAUGACGAUGCUGGGGCAGGGUUCAUCCGUGCCUGCAGAUCUUGCGUUCAUGAAUCGCCUCCGGACUCUCAUUCACGGGGAAGGUGUCCAUAGGAUGCGACAGUCUCGAGCGCCCUCUUUUGACGUCAACAUCACGUCCCCAGCAGCCACUAUCGCCUUGGGACUCAUGUACCUGAAGACCGAGAGGCGCGACGUAGCCGAUAUGCUCGCGGUUCCUGAUACAGCGCUGGAGCUCAAUCGGAUACAACCGAGCUUCCAGCUGAUGCGAACGCUCGCUCGCUGUCUCAUUAUGUGGGACGGCAUAUCGCCGUCUCACGACUGGAUUUCUUCUCAGACCCCAGCUACGAUUACUCUGUCUAUCAAGGAGAGUGUCGCCGAAUCCGGGGCCAAAGCAAGUGAUGACGCUAUGGAGCUUGCGUAUUGGAACAUUGUGUCUGCGUGCUGUUUCGCCAUCGGUCUAAAGUUUGCGGGUACAGCCCGUCAUGAAGCAUAUGCGGUGAUUUUGCAUUACUUUGACACUGCCAGUCGGUUUGUGUAUGCCAACAGUCCAGCAUUUGAUCAUAAGAUCAAGCGAGCGUCGGUCCGAGAGGGGUUGAACCUCAUCUCCAUUGCUCUUUGCAUGGUGAUGGCUGGCACCGGCGAGAUCUCAUGCUUCAGGAGGCUGAGAUAUGCUUAUGGCAUGUAUCAUCAAGCUUUCCGGUAUGGUGUGCACGUCGCGACUCACCUGUCCAUGGGUCUUCUCUUCUUGGGCGGUGGACGCUAUACGCUCGGUACUUCCAACGGAGCAAUCGCUUCCAUGGUCGUCGCAUUUUUCCCUCGGUUCCAUCACGUAUCCUCGGACAACAAGAGCUACCUCCAGGCGCUAAGGCACCUGUGGGUAUUGGCUGUCGAACCGCGCUGCUUGCUUGCCCGAGACGUCAACACUGAAGAGGCCGUGUAUCUCCCUCUCAAGGUCACGGGAACCGAAGGGACGUAUCAGCUCAUAUCACCGACUUUGUUGCCAGAUCUCGAUCGACUGUUUGCCAUCAAGGUCGAUACACCGAGAUACUGGCCGUUUUUGGUCGAUGUGGCGCAUAUUCCUCAGCACCGCAAGAACUUGUUGGAGACGCAAACGCUGUUCGUGAAGCGGCGUACGGCAUUCCUGAGCUACACGGAAGACCCCAAGGGGAGCCGGAGUCUGUUCGUUCGCUCCGGCUCCUCUGCUGGAGAUGCUGCCACGCUCGACUUUCCUCAAGUGACGGACGUGAAAGCGCAUCCGGCGAGCGACCUCACGCACUUCAUCUCCUCGUUCUCAAACGACGUGCUCUUCCUGGCGUUCGCCGACUGGUUCUCACGCGAAGAUGGGCAGACGCGCGAAGAACGAAUAUUCCACAACUACUGCCACGCCGCCCUUCUCGAUAGCAUCCUGCAAGAUAAGAUCGAGACGCUGCAGUCGCACCUCACGCUCUUCCAGUACCGCAUGCAGUCUCCCACACACCGCUUCUUCCACCUCCGACUGCAGGACCUGCGUUUCGCAGCCGACUUUUACAACUGCCGCGUGUUCGAUCAUCUGUUCAGCGGGAAGGAGGAGAACAACCGCCGUCAGCCGCUGAUCAGGGAGACGACCGCGCUCGGUGUCUUGCAGGAGCUUGACGGGCGACUCGAGGCCGCGCGGACCGACCAGCGGUUCAUGACCGCCGUGAAGCAGUACGCCCGCGGGGAAGCCAUCGCCGUGUGCGCAAAAAGCAUCGACGGCUCGCCCGCGGUCGCGGUCGCGAACGAGGACGAGCGCUGGGUGACGCAGACGCUCGCGUGGUACCUGCUGCGCAACGGGGUGCCGGCGUCGUCGCUGCUGGUGAUCCUGAAGCAGCUCGCGCAGGACGCGCACGCGCAGUGCGUGGGCGGGCCCGCGCCGAACGGGACCGGGGACGUGAAGUUGCUGGACGACGGGAUCCGGGAGGUGCUGCACGGCACGGGCACAAAGAUGACGACGACGUUCGGCGCGGGCUGGUCUGUGACUUCGCUCGAGGACGUGAUCGAGGCUUGGCAAGGACUCUCAUAGGCGGAUUGCGCAUUUAUUUUUCUGUGGCUCUUGCUGUAGACGGAGAGCAGAGCACCGUUUUCUCCUUUCUCCUGUAUCAUUCGCUGCAUUACACGCCAUGCAAUAUUAGCAUAAACCCUCGGGCGAAGUACCGCUGGCUCGUCACGAAC
This is a messenger RNA of Coniophora puteana RWD-64-598 SS2, 6002 nucleotides long. RefSeq lists its product as uncharacterized. The record is from RefSeq and is a predicted model, not a curated record. Gene Ontology annotation, cellular component: anaphase-promoting complex. Bases 46 to 5853 code for a protein of 1935 amino acids. The transcript is spliced from 6 exons. Gene Ontology annotation, molecular function: molecular adaptor activity. Gene Ontology annotation, biological process: anaphase-promoting complex-dependent catabolic process; metaphase/anaphase transition of mitotic cell cycle; protein K11-linked ubiquitination. NCBI's taxonomy places the organism in Eukaryota, Fungi, Basidiomycota, Agaricomycetes, Boletales, Coniophoraceae.